GAAAAAUUGGACCAAUAAUCGAGCUUGCAAAAUUUGUUAAAAACACUCGGACUAGGUAAUUGCUCCAGUCUUUUUUAUCUAUGCAAAACGUAUUUGAGUUUUAAAAUUAGUAUUAAAAAUAACACAGAUGUGUUAAAAGUUGAUGUGAACUAAUCUUUUGGACCGACAGAGUAAAAUUGUUGUUUCUUUCAGGAGAACAAAGAAAAAUAAAGAGGACUUGGAUUACACUUUCUAGGAAAUUUGCGAACGGAUAAAACUAAACCAGUUAUACUUUAAAGUUCUUACUUCAUCAAGUUUCAAGAACAGAGAAAGAAGAAAAUCACAGGUACAAAAACCCUGUGCUUGCUCUCCAUGGAGUUCAUUCCCGUGGCACCACUAAGUUUUCUAGUGGUUUUGUCCACAGUUCUGCUUUCUAGUUCUUCUUCUCCGGCUAAUAAUUUCACCAUAGCAAAGCCCGGCUGCCCGGACCAUUGUGGCGAUGUAAGCAUCCCUUUCCCAUUUGGCAUCGGAGAAGGUUGUUACCUUGAUCAGAACUCCAAUUUCCGCCUCGACUGCAAAUCUUCCGGACCUAAUUUACAGCGCAGUCCCUUCGAAGUUACAAAUAUAUCGCUGGAAGGACAGUUUCGCACCUCAAAUUACGUCGGAUAUGAUUGCUAUGAUAAACAUAACCGAAGUCUCAAGUUCAAUAGUCCAUGGUUCUCCCUCGGGGUCCCCUAUAUUUUCAAUAGCACAGCCAAUAAGUUCACCGUUAUCGGUUGUGAUUCAUACGCCUUUGUUAAAGGUACAAGUGACUCCCGCGAAUACUCUACUGGAUGCACUGCCAUGUGCAAUUACAAGGACGAUGUUGAGGACGGGGCGUGUUCGGGUAUCGGAUGCUGCCAGACAUCAAUACCAAGUGGUGCCUGGCUGAUUAAUGUCAGUUUGAGCAGCUAUUACAAUCACAGCUUUGUCUGGAGUUUCAAUCCUUGCACUUUUGCUUUCGUGGUUGAAGACGAUGCUUUUCAGUUCUUCGCUGACAAUAUCACCAAUUUAGAAAGGGUUGAAGCUCUUCCGGUGAUUGUGGACUGGGUGAUUGCAUACGAAAACUGUUCUGAGGCUAAAAUAAACAAAAGCAGUUAUGCAUGUGGCUUAAAUAGCGAGUGCUAUGAUGCUAAAGGAGCUUUAGGUUAUCGGUGUCGGUGCAAUCAAGGAUACGAGGGCAACCCUUAUCUAGGUUGCCAAGAUAUUGAUGAGUGUGGGAAUCCCUACCAAUGUGGAAAAUAUAGCGUCUGUACUAACAAGGAGGGAAGUUUUGAGUGCAAUUGCAUCAAAGGGUAUUACAAGGACAAUGAUGGUGAUGGACGAUGCGUUGCAGACAGUAAAAAGAAUAAUUGGCCUAUUAUCUUAGGUGUUGGCCUAAGUGGAGGUGCAGUGUCUUUACUGAUAUUUUCAUUUUGUUUCUACUCCGAAUGGAUUAAAAGAAAGGAAAAGAAGACUAGAGAAGAGUUUUUCAAGAAUAAUGGUGGCAUCAUUUUACAGCAAAAACUUAGUACUACUGCACAAGGAGGAGGCACUAGAAUUUUCACACAUGAAGAAUUACAAAAGGCCACGAAUGAUUUUGAUAAAAGCCAAAUCAUCGGCCGAGGAGGAUUCGGAACAGUUUUCAAGGGAGAAUUGAUGGAUAAAAAAGUAGUGGCAAUCAAGAAGUCUAGAGGAGUCAACGAACGCCAAGUUGACCAGUUUAUCAAUGAGGUAAUGUUGCUCACCCAUAUCAACAGUAGAUAUGUUGUAAAAUUGUUAGGCUGUUGUUUGGAGACGGAAGUUCCACUACUUGUCUAUGAGUACAUCGACAAUGGGACACUCUUUGAACAUUUGCACAACAGACUCAAAUCAUCAAAGCUUUCCUGGAGCAUUCGUUUGCGGAUAGCAUCAGAAAUUGCUGGAGUGCUCUCAUAUUUGCACUCCAUCGCCUCGCCUCCUAUAAUCCAUCGGGACAUAAAGUCAGCUAACAUACUUCUUGAUAAGAAUUACGCUGCAAAAGUGUCUGAUUUUGGGACGUCAAGAUUGAUUUUAGCAGAUGAUGAUCAGGUUGCGACAAUGGUGCAAGGCACACUUGGCUAUUUGGACCCAGAAUACAUGCAAACAGGUUUGUUAACUGAGAAAAGUGAUGUUUACAGCUUUGGAAUUGUCUUAAUAGAGCUGUUAACUGGCAAAAAGGUAUUGGAGGCGGAAAAAUUCCUAUCAAAUCAGUUCCUUGCUUCUUUGAAAGAAAAUAAUUUGGCUCGAAUGCUUGAUAACAACAUAUCAUGCCCUGAAAACAUUGAACAACUAAAUGAAGUUGCGAUGAUUGCAAAGAGAUGUAUUAGCGUGAGAGGUGAGGAUAGACCAUGUAUGCGAGAUGUAGAAAGGGAACUCGUUUUAUUGGCAGCAAAAGCCAAGGAAAUAUCAAUUGAAGUUUUCGAGAUUGAUUCCUCCAAAAAUAAAGCCUUGCUUGGUAUGCACUCAAUUGAAUAUGGGAUUUGCGAAGAUUCUGCAUCCACUGGACAAUAUUCUGCCUCUCACUUUACUACACAACAGCCAUUGUUAGAUACUAUAAUAUCCAGUGGUAGAUGAAGAGUACGGAAGCCAUAGUUACAACUCCAAGUAUUCCAUCUGUUCUAAAAUGAUUGUCUAGUACGAAUUUUUAUCUUUUAUUGUAAUUUGUAGUAAAAGUGAAAAUUCAAAUUAGAAAACUAUUUCAGGAUAGAGGGAUUAUAUGUUUUCCUUGUAAACACCAAAUAAAGUACUGUUUGUGUCAGUGUGUAAUUGUCGAUGACCUUGUUAAUGUAGUAGCUGUAGAAAGUUGAAGAUUUACUUGUAUCAUUUACUUGCGUGUUUGCCUUCUAUUGAUUCGGAAAGAUGAUUUCGUAUCAGAAAAAUGUUGAAUAUUUUU
This is a messenger RNA of Oldenlandia corymbosa var. corymbosa, 2911 nucleotides long. The record is from the annotation of a GenBank genome assembly. Lineage: Eukaryota; Viridiplantae; Streptophyta; Magnoliopsida; Gentianales; Rubiaceae.